ACUCAAAGCAACCACCGCCAGUUCAUUGAAUCUUAAAUAUGAGUCAACCUGAAGAGACUUUUGAGAAAACUGCUCCUAUAGCAUCUGAGAUCCCUCUUAAUCCUGAACUAACUUCUAGCAGCAGCCUUUGGCAACAACUUCAAAGCAAAAAAAGUACUUUGAAAAUUCUGUCAUGGAUUUUUGUUAUAUUGUAUUCUAUAUAUUUCUUCAUUUUGUUUUUUAUUUAUCUCUGUAACUAUUUGUCUAGUGCAUAUGCCAAAUAUGGCGAAACAGCCAGUGAUAAAUUUUUACAUCCUGCGAUGAACAUGAUAGCUAAAAGGAAAACCAUUGAAAGAAUUGCAUCUUAUUUUACAUUUAUUCCUUGCUUGAUACUCGGUCUUUUCUGCUUGAUUUUGCUUUCAAUUUACUUUCGUUCUCUUGUUGUUAAGGUUGAGGGUAAUUUAAUCCCUUUGGAAGAUUUUUCAAGGAAAGGCGAUGAUAAAAAGGAAAACUAGAUUUACCAACAUCUAGACUAUGGUCUUAGUCCAAGCCCUGUUUUUCCUGAGAAUCUGGGAUAUUUUAAGAAUGCUUGCUCGUGUUUCCUUCAAGGAAUCGAAACCAUUCCUAAAUGAUUUGAACGUUUACGAAAACUAUAUGAAAAACGGUGCAAAUUCUGUAUGAUAAGCGACAUACUUGAACACUACUAGUUAUGAAUAACAUGGAGUCUCCUAAUCAUUACCUUGACAACAAAUGGAUGAUUGAAGAAGGCCUGAAAUUUAAUGAGUAUUGCAAACUUGGAAUAACGAAUAUCAUAUCAACUCUGAUUAAUCUUGACGAAACCUUCAAUAAACGCUCCUUUUCAACUACAGCGGAAUCCAUACUUGCCAAAUCACAUUCAUUCUAUAGAUUAUGGAAAGAAAAGUGCUUCAAAUUAGGUCAAGGUGACUAUACAUAAUUCGUUCGUUGACUUCUCUUCAUUCGCCAUCUCUACAGCUUCCUGAAAAAGCCACGGUGUUUACCCAAAAAUAUUGUGUUUCUUAUGCUUUAUGAAAAGUCAAUCUUGAUGAAAAUUCUAUACAAAGCUCUUUCUUUCAUACUAAUCGAUAGAACUCUUAAAAAGCUCAAUUUCUUGUUUUGUUUAUGUCACAGCAGGAUCCUUACGCCGUAUAAUAAUGUUUUUCGAAUAAAAUAAACAGCUAAAGCAGUAUGGAUGUAUGCUGAAUUGGACGUUGCUCUAUACGUAUAUAAAAGCUAUAAUGUCUAGGGACCUAGGUAGCUUAAUGAUUUUGCAGGAAAACCAUCUCAUUUAGCCAGAUCAGUCAAAUCUUCCAAUCUGAAGAAUUCGCUUGUAGACACAGAGAUAUAUAUAUUUAGUUUUGCUAAUCAAAUCAAUCAAAAGACUUGUUAUUGCAUCAUCAAUUAUAUAAGGGUCUUUACUUUCCGAUCGCAUAAUUCUUGAUUUCUGUAUCACGGUUUUAAUUGUUUGUUUACAAGCUGUAAUACAUCAUCCUUUCG
Schizosaccharomyces cryophilus OY26 is the source of this 1494-nucleotide messenger RNA. RefSeq lists its product as uncharacterized. The record is from RefSeq and is a predicted model, not a curated record. The transcript has a single exon. Lineage: Eukaryota; Fungi; Ascomycota; Schizosaccharomycetes; Schizosaccharomycetales; Schizosaccharomycetaceae. Bases 39 to 494 code for a protein of 151 amino acids.